AUGGCCGCAGUCAUGACGCAGAUCGAGUGCGGUUCGCAAGGCGCGAAAUCCCCGCGGCCUAUGCUAAAACUGGGCUCUCCCACCGGCGCAGAGAAAAACGCAGCAAAUGGGGCUGCGAUGGUCUUUGAGAUCUUGCCUGAGACGGCUUUGCACCGGCUCUGCGAUAAUGUCGAAAGGCUGAAUGACCAUUUUGCGGCGACGCCAGGGAGCAAGGAUCCAACUUCAUUCGUCUCCACACCCCUUGAAAGUGGUACACCGGGAGAUGAAGCAACGUCAGUCACCGCGGUGGGCCUACACUGUGGAGAUGUGGAGGAUGCGGCCAACCGGACCCGCGAAGAAGCUUUCCAACUAGCGCUGCUCUCUCGAAAGUUCCUGUCAAAGAAGGUGCCUCCGAUCUCGAUACGAGACUACGUGCUGCGGCUGCACCGUUAUUGCCCCAUGUCUACGGCCGUGUUUCUUGCCGCGAGCCAUUACAUUACAAGAAUGGCACUGUCAGAGAAGACCAUCCGCGUGACACCGAAGAACAUGCAUCGGCUUGUCCUCGCAGGCCUUCUCGUGGCUACCAAGGCUCUCGAAGACCUGAGCUACCCACAUGGUCGUGUGGCCAAAGUGGGCGGAGUCAGUGAAUAUGAGCUGUCCAAACUAGAGAUCAGCUUCUGUUUUCUGGCCAACUUUGAACUGCGCGUGGAUGCGCAGAUGUUAAUGGUCGAGGUCACAUCGCAGAACAUUUCAAAAGAAGUUACAAACGUAUAA
This is a messenger RNA of Penicillium cinerascens, 753 nucleotides long. RefSeq names its product putative cyclin-dependent protein kinase complex component. Gene Ontology annotation, cellular component: cyclin-dependent protein kinase holoenzyme complex; nucleus. Gene Ontology annotation, molecular function: cyclin-dependent protein serine/threonine kinase regulator activity; protein kinase binding. The coding region runs from base 1 to 753 and encodes 250 amino acids. The record is from RefSeq and is a predicted model, not a curated record. NCBI's taxonomy places the organism in Eukaryota, Fungi, Ascomycota, Eurotiomycetes, Eurotiales, Aspergillaceae. The transcript has a single exon. Gene Ontology annotation, biological process: regulation of cyclin-dependent protein serine/threonine kinase activity.